AAGCCCAAACAUAAUGUAAAUAUCUUUUUCACAAAACCGCGAAAGCCUGUUAAAAGCUGACUGUUUAACGGAUAAUUAUCUGCUGCUGUGCCAUUUGUCUAUAGGCAUGGCAUUGAGUUUCUCCAUUAAUGCUACAAUUUUGCCUCAACGACUUCAAGGAAAAGUGAGAGACAGGGGAAAUAGAGGACUUGAAAUUGUCAAACACCUCGUGGAAAAGAUUGAGGUUCCUUCAAUUGUAUCUGCUCCUCAAGAAUCACUUCGAAAGGGCAACUGGGUUAAGCUUAUUUGUGGUGCCAGCUUUGAGGAUGCUGUUGAUAUUAGAAAUCUUUCUCUGGUUUACACUCUAGCUGGAGUUGAUUGCAUUGAUUGUGCUGCUGAUGAAUCAGUGGUGAGUGCUGUAAAUGAAGGAAUUGAAGCUGCAAGAGAGAUUGUGAACAUCAGAAGGCCUUGGGUAAUGAUUAGUGUUAAUGAUGAUGAAGAUCUUCACUUUCGCAAAGCAGAAUUUGAUCCAGAGGAUUGCCCAUUAGACUGUUUGAGGCCUUGUGAGAAUGUUUGUCCUGCGAAUGCAAUAUCAUUAGAGGAAGUAGGAUCAAGAGCAGAAUUUUCCUAUGGCACAGAUAUGUUAAAUGCAUUGAAGGGUGGAGUCAUAACUGAACGCUGUUAUGGCUGUGGCCGCUGCUUUCCUGUGUGCCCCUACGAUAAAAUAAAGGUGGUUACAUAUGUAAGAGAUGCUACUGCUACUGCUGAACUUCUCGAAAGAAAUGACGUUGAUGCCAUAGAGAUACAUACAAGUGGAAGGCAGAUGGCUCCCUUCAAGAAACUUUGGGAUGGUCUGGGAAACUCACUCAGAUUCCUGAAACUGGUGGCAGUCAGCUUACCUUAUUCCGGGGAUUCAACUGUCUCUUCAAUGAACACUAUGUACUCAGCCAUGGAACCCCAGCUGAACUGUCUCAAUUUAUGGCAGUUGGAUGGGCGCCCCAUGAGUGGAGAUAUUGGCCGAGGUGCGACAAGGGAAUCAAUUGCAUUUGCUGUUCGUUUGGCUGCUGCCAAAGACAAGCCUAAUGGUUUCUUUCAAUUGGCAGGCGGCACAAACGCUCACACAGUUGAUGGAUUAAAACGAGAGGGGCUUUUUCAAACGACAUUAGUUAGUGAUAACUCAGAAGAUAACAAAUCAAUGACCUCAUCACCUCAUUCACUGAUAGGUGGAAUAGCUUAUGGUGGAUAUGCACGCAAAAUUGUUGGAAGGGUCUUGAGAUCCAUGCAAUCUCAGCAUGAAUUUGCUUGUGUUGAGGAUCAUCCAGAGCAUCUCUUUGAGGCACUUAAAGAAGCUCUUGGAUUGGUUGGAACAGUCAAACGUUUUCCUGCAGGAUAGCUGAUGCAGCCCGAAUUUUCUGUUUUCUGCCUUUCUUAUUUUCCAAAAUGUCAAUCAAAGGCCAAUUAUGCAUCGCAAAUGGGACUCACAGUGAUUUGGUAUUUUCAUUAGAAAGUUCCUGGUCUGGAUACAGCUGGAUUGAAGGGAAAGUUACCUCUAUUUCCAUUCUAAGAUUAACAGACAUACGCCAUUGAGCUACUAGUUUAAUGGUAGACUUUUUCUGCAAUUGGCACCUUGUUCCCUUUGAUGCAUUCAAAAAAAAAAAAAUAGUUGCAAGAGUAGUUGUGCGAAUCACUGGAAAUAAUAUUUGACAUUAUAAGAUUAUUGCAGAUUCUCAA
Messenger RNA from Ricinus communis (castor bean), 1710 nucleotides. RefSeq lists its product as uncharacterized. The transcript has 13 exons. The record is from RefSeq and is a predicted model, not a curated record. The coding region runs from base 107 to 1372 and encodes 421 amino acids. NCBI's taxonomy places the organism in Eukaryota, Viridiplantae, Streptophyta, Magnoliopsida, Malpighiales, Euphorbiaceae.